AUGACUAAUUCCAUACAUCCACAUGUCCCUUGCUGUGUUAGUGGAGACUACUGUCUCAGCAACUCCAUCUGCCUCGGCACCAACAGCAAGAACGAAAGCUUCUACUAUACGGCCGAUUGCACUGAUCAGACACUGACCGAUCCAGCCUGUGUGCCACGAUGCGGCGGCCGUAAUAGCGCCUUCAUCACCUACACGGACAAAGGAUCAUGGGCCUGCUGCGAGAAUACAUCUACAGGGGCUGUCAACUGCUCCGAUCCCUCGGACGAGGUCUAUCCCGGUCCUGCGCCCUCGAAGCUCGUGACAGUACAGUUUCUUCUGGCUUCGGGGACCCCCACGUAUGUGGUACAAGCUACGCUGGCAGAGACUGGAAGUAGUUCUAGUAUUGGGUCCAGCUCUGCGACAGAGUCGUCGUCCUCGGGUUUAGGCGUCGGCCCUGCUGCGAUGAUUGGUGUUUUUGCGACUGCAGGACUUGUGCUGGUUGUCACGGCUGUUGCACUCUGCUUUCUGCGGGUUCGAGUUACACGGAGAAGGCCUGCCACAAUCAAACAAAGCCACAGCGGCUACGAAGAUUCAUCCAGUAUGCUUGCCGCAAGAGUUGGUCCGCGUUUCAUCUCGGGGUCUGCCGCAAGGCCGGUGUACGAGCUGGACAAGACUGGACCAUCACACCAUGAAUUAGACUCAAAUACCGUAUUAUAG
Molecule: messenger RNA, 696 nt
Organism: Aspergillus thermomutatus
Lineage: Eukaryota; Fungi; Ascomycota; Eurotiomycetes; Eurotiales; Aspergillaceae
Exons: 2
Coding region: 1-696 (231 amino acids)
Source: RefSeq, a predicted model, not a curated record